Fonsecaea multimorphosa CBS 102226 is the source of this 1098-nucleotide messenger RNA. RefSeq lists its product as uncharacterized. Bases 1 to 1098 code for a protein of 365 amino acids. Gene Ontology annotation, cellular component: SNARE complex; endoplasmic reticulum. NCBI's taxonomy places the organism in Eukaryota, Fungi, Ascomycota, Eurotiomycetes, Chaetothyriales, Herpotrichiellaceae. Gene Ontology annotation, molecular function: SNAP receptor activity. The transcript has a single exon. Gene Ontology annotation, biological process: retrograde vesicle-mediated transport, Golgi to endoplasmic reticulum. The record is from RefSeq and is a predicted model, not a curated record.
AUGUCUCUAACCACGGCACUCCGACCUGUCGCACUCCCAUUUGGCGCGGGCCAAAGACGGGAUCACUCGUCAACAGACAAUGCCCAGAGCCGACCCUUCCAUCAUGAAGUCAGCUACCUCAACCUCCAUCGCACCCUUACACGAUACCAACAACUGAUCCUCCUCACUCCUUCUCCUUCUUCUUCGUCCGAUGUCCACAAUCCCUCUGAGUUGACCGCGCUGCAAAAGCAGGUCCAGGCCGAACUGUGGUCUCCCUUACCAUACCACCGCACAAAAUGGCUACACAACGUCGAGGGCGCUCGCACGCUCCUUUUACAACUAGAGCGAAAGGCGCAGGCCAUUCGUGUGCAACGUGCGAAAUAUGAGGCUAUCAAAGAUUUGGCCGAGAAGAGAACGGUCAUCAAGAGGCUGAGGGAUCGGAUAGAGGAGAUUGGGAGGGAGGUUGAAAUGAUGGGCCUGGAGGAGUGGAAGCCGCCCGUUGUCGAAGACGGAGGAGAGACCCUUUACGACUUUCUGCAGAUGCAGACGCAGACGCAGGCGCAGUCCGCAGUGACCGAGGGUCCAGCAGCGAAAGAGGGAGCGCAGGAGGCUCCGCUGACAGAGGGAAAACCCAUCAAAAGCAUAGAAGAGGAGCAGCCCGCGGAAGCUAUACAAAAAGACAAAGAUACGAGAGAAGAACUAUUUGGAUCUUCAAGCCUGCGGCAACGAGGCAAAGUACAUGGCGAAACGAAGAAAUCCGAGGGGCAGGCGAGCGGUGUGUCAACUCUCGCUGGGACGGAGCGAUCGCUCUUGGAUUCAUCGCGCGUGCAUGAAGACAUUACGGCAUCUCUGGUGAAAAUGGCAGCCCAGCUCAAACAGGAGCAGAGGAAGCUUCAGUUCUCUCUGGAACAAGACAAGGGCAUACUAGGGCGCGCGAUCGAAGGACUAGAUGUCAGCCUGAGUGGGAUGGAGGCCGCGAGCAAGAACAUGGCAUUCCUGAAGCGCAUGAGCGAGGAAGAAGGGUGGUUUGGACGACUGAAGCUGUACGGCAUGAUCUUUGCGAUGUGGGUGGUGGCGUUUCUGCUGGUGUUUGUGUGUCCCAAGUUGAGAUUUGGAUGA